AUGUACACACGUACGAAAUCCGUCGUGACCGGCUGCAAGUCCUCUGGGACAACGUCGAAGCCGCUUAUUCCACAUGUGCUGAUGCACUGCAUCAAGACGGCGACGGUGAAGGCACACAGGCGAUGGAGGCAAAGUACGAUCACUGCUAUGCAGUGUACGAGCGGUGUCUCGCCCGUGUUAAGGGGCAAAUUACCCAGGUUUCCGGGUCCAGCAGGAGUGAAGCAUCCGUUCCUCCUGUUGACUCCGGUCGAGAAACUUUUCCAUCUGAAUUCGAAGACCGCAGAUGAGGCCAACGAAAUAGUAGCUAAAUUUCCGCUGACGAACGAUGGUUUCGCGUCGGCUUGGGGUGCUCUCUGCGAACGGUUUGAGAACAAGCGCUUGUUGAUCACAAGCCAGUUGAAGAUCCUAUUUAACCUGUCCACGGUUACCCAAGAGUCGGGAGCAGCUAUCAAGGAGCUGCAGAGCACGAUUCAGCGUUGCUUGACCGCUCUUGAGCAUUCAGACAUUUCCGUCUGUAGCCCGUUCGCAGAUUGCAUCCUUGUUUUCCUCUGCUCGUCCAAACUUCCCAAGCUCACACUCUCGUUGUGGGAGCAGUCGUUGGUGGACAAAGCGAAAAUUCCCGCAUGGCAGGAUAUGAGCACGUUCCUCAAUGAGCGUUACCGUACGCUCGAAGCUAUUGAGGACGUAAAACAGACUGCCAAUUCACAGAUCGCGACUGCAGGACCAUCCCGUCCGCAGAAUUCGAAGCGAGUCAACUCCUUUGAGGCCCGAGUCACUCCGAAAAGCAAAUCGUGUGACUUGUGCUCAAAGGAGAAUCACCCUGUCCGGGUGUGUCCGCGUUUCUUGCAAAUGUCGGUCAACGAGAGGAUGACAUACAUCAAACAGAAAAGUCUCUGGCGGCACAACACUCUUCUCCAUCGGGGUGACAGUGCCCACAAUGGUGCCUCUUCAUCGUCCAACAUACAGUCCACUCCAAAUCCAACGGCAACAAAUGUGCAGAAUUUCUUUGCUAAUAACGCUCAGAAUGUCCUUCUCGGCACGGCGGUAAUCAAUGUUUGCCACUUGGGCACUACAUAUACCGCACGUGCGUUAAUUGAUUCCGGGUCCGAAGCGACCUUCAUUUCUGAGCGUUUGUUCCAACGCAUUAAGUUGCCUUUCCAGUCCGUGCGAGCCCAGGUAUCCGGGCUAAAUCACGCAGUUGCGGCCCAAUCGCAGAAGUUAUGUCACUUCAGCAUUGGUUCUCCGACGAAGCCGAGGCUCCAUAUCGAGACUUCGGCAUUCGUAAUUCCACAGUUGGCAGGCAAACUGCCCUCCUUCGAUAUGCCGCGAACUUUCCUCAAGGAUCUACCAGCGAUAGAACUGGCAGAUCCACAUUUCUACAAGAGCGCUCAGAUCGAUGUACUAAUUGGCGCGGAUAUCCUUCCGUCGGUCAUCUUGAGCGGCUCCCGGCCAAACAUUUGUGGCUCACUCCUUGGGCAGGAAACCGUGUUUGGCUGGAUUCUUACCGGCCCCGUCUCCCAGAGUAUGUCGACAACUGUUUCUGCGUUUUCGACAAGAGUCGCCCUCCAAGCAGACGAACAGCUCGACAGCCUACUUUCCAAAUUUUGGGAGGUGGAGGAUAUUCCAGCGAAGCUGAUAAAGGAGUCAGACUUCGUUUGCGAAGAGAAUUUCGUUAAGACUACUUCUCGUAGCACAUGUGGCAGAUAUCGGGUGACUCUUCCAUUCCGGAAGCCCGAUGGCAUUGAACUGGGUCAUUCCAGAUCUAUAGCGCUGGCUCAAUUCCUCAAGAACGAGAAUCGUUUGUCAAGAAACGAUUCUCUAAAGGAACAGUACAAUGCCGUUCUCCAGGAGUACGUGGACUUGGGUCAUAUGACACCCAUAUCGCCUCAAGCGAUUGGCACGACUCCUAAUUUCUACCUGCCUCACCACGCAGUAUUCAAACCGGAUAGCACCACAACGAAGGUGCGGGUCGUUUUCAACGCAUCUUGUCCAUCCUCAAAUGGCAAGAGUCUGAAUGAUAUCCUUCAUUCAGGGCCCAUUCUCCAAUCGGAUCUUACGAUGCAGAUCCUCCGAUGGCGAUACUAUCGAUAUGUGUUCAAUGCGGACAUAACGAAGAUGUAUCGCCAAAUCCUCAUGGACUCAAAGCACACACCGUUCCAACGAAUUCUGUUCCGCACGUCGGACGGUGUGAUCCGUGACUUUGAGUUGAACACGGUGACAUUCGGUGUCAACUGUGCGCCUUUCCUGGCUCUACGAGUCCUUCAGCAACUUGCUGAUGACAUACGCUUGGAGUAUCCUCUCGCAAGCCAUGUCAUCUCCAACAAUAUGUACGUGGACGACGUCCUAGCGGGGACACACACAAGAGAAGAGGCCAUCCGGACCAUUACGGAAGUGUGUGCAGCCCUGGACAGUGCUGGCUUCCCGCUGAGGAAAUGGACGUCGAACCAUAAGAGCGUGCUGAAGGACAUUCCAAGGGACCAUCUACUACGAGAAGACUUCCUCGAACUCGAAGACUCUAGUACGGCGAAAACUCUGGGCAUCAGGUGGCAAGCUCACGAUGACGAGUUCUUUUUCAUGCCACCAGAAGUUGCCCAUCAGGACUCCUACACGAAGAGGGAAGUGCUCUCGCAAAUCGCUAAGCUUUUCGACCCAGCCGGGUGGCUGGCCCCUUUCGUUAUCCGAGCCAAGAUCUUCAUGCAGGAGAUCUGGCUGAGAACGCUCGAAUGGGACGAGCACCUACCCACGGAUCUUUCACUCCAAUGGAAGGAGUACCUCCAGAGCUAUCCGGCUCUGGGAAAGAUCCGGAUUCCAAGAUGGGUCCAAUUCCAGACACGAGUGAAGCUCCAGUACCACGGAUUCUGUGAUGCGUCAGAAAGGGCGUAUGGAGCAGCGAUCUAUGUCCGUGUGGAAACGGCGAACAAGGUUUCCACACAUCUCCUUACUGCGAAGACAAAGGUGGCUCCGGUCAAAAAGUUUCCAGACUUUCUUUGGACCGACUCAACAAUUGUUCUCGCCUGGUUGAACAAGCCACCCUGCCGAUGGACAACCUUUGUGGCCAAUCGAGUGGCCAAGAUUGUCCAAGCCAGCGACGCCAAGAACUGGUCGCAUGUGCGAUCCGAGCACAAUCCGGCAGAUCUGGCAAGCCGUGGUGUCCUGCCACAAGAAUUGGUUCGUAAUCCGUUGUGGUGGCAUGGACCAGAGUGGCUUCAUCUCCCGUCGGAUCAAUGGCCAUCUUCUCCAAGUCCCAUUCCGGAGACUCUGCUGGAGCAGCGGAUUAAAUGCAACGUCGCUAAGUCGCCUCCGACUCCCGACUUCCUGAGCAGGUUCUCUGAGUUUGGCAGGGCACUGCGCACGUCUGCCUAUGUUCUCCGAUUCAUCGAUAGGAGUCGGAAGUUGGCAGUUCCAAGCUCUACCGUGGUCCAGGCGGAUGAGCUGUCACGGAUCCAAGAGCGGCUAAUCGUCAUGGCUCAACGUCACACUUUUCCACAAGAAUACCAAUGUCUGCAGUCCAAGCAGCAGGUUCCUUCCUCAAGUUCAAUCCGAAACUUGAACCCUUUCCUCGAUGGCAAGGGGAUUCUACGGGCCUGUGGGCGUCUGACGGCGUCCCACUCGCUGCGUUACGAUGAGAGUCAUCCAAUCAUCCUAUCGUACUCCUCGUCCUUUGCACGACUACUGGUGCGUUUCACCCAUCGUAUAUCCUUACAUGGGGUCCUCGUUAAAUCCACCAUCAACUCCUGCAAGGUCUGCGUCAUCUACAAGAAGAGAUUGCAGACCCAAAUGAUGGGGGACUUGCCCAAGGAAAGGGCGGUACGUCUGCGUCUUCGUGUGCUUCAGCACGAAGGCAAUCCACUUGGAGGCAACAUCGGAUCUCACGACGGAGAAAUUCCUGGCCGCAUUCUCCCGUUUCAUCGCACGGCGCGGGUGUCCACACCAAAUGUAUUCGGACAACGGAAAACCUUCGUUGGAGCUGACAAGGUGAUCUCCAACGACUUCUUGGAAGCGACGAGGGAGUGCAUCAUCGCACAACAUGCCCACAAGAGCCUAUCCUGGCACUUCAACCCGCCGGGCGCCCCGCAUAUGGGUGGUUUAUGGGAAGCCGGCGUAAAGAGUUUUAAGGCACUCUUUUACAAGGCGACCUCCACCUCGAAAUAUACGUUCGAAGAGUUGUCCACUCUUCUCGCUAAGAUCGAAGCCUGCCUGAACUCGAGGCCGAUUUCCCCUAUGUCCGAGGAUCCUGCGGACUUACUAGCGCUCACUCCUGGCCAUUUCCUCAUAGGUGGCCCUCUUAUUUCGGUGUUGGAACCACCAAUUAACCAACCGGCCACCUCCAUCCUCAAUCGAUGGCAGCGACUGAAGGCUCUUCACCAACAAUUUUGUUUCCGUUGGAAAGAUGAGUACCUGAAGGAGCUGCACAAACGGACGAAAUGGCAAUCCCUACCCGGAACCUUCGGAUCGGUGACAUGGUUGUCAUAA
Messenger RNA from Drosophila sulfurigaster albostrigata, 4473 nucleotides. RefSeq lists its product as uncharacterized. The transcript has 6 exons. Gene Ontology annotation, molecular function: nucleic acid binding. The coding region runs from base 1 to 4473 and encodes 1490 amino acids. The record is from RefSeq and is a predicted model, not a curated record. Lineage: Eukaryota; Metazoa; Arthropoda; Insecta; Diptera; Drosophilidae.